UAAUCAUAUGAUAUGCUGGACUCCCCCAUCAUUGAUGAUGACUUGGUGAAGAAAACAACUUCAGACAGCAUAUCGUCUUAUGCCUCUUGCUUUCCUAAAGCUUUAACUCAUUAACGUUUGAGAACUAAGAGUUUCAGCUGUGUGGAUGAAAAAAAUUGAAUGAUGGAGAUGUUCUGUGACUCAUGCAGGCAACACCUGAAGAAUUUUAUGGAAUUGAUACGGAGGGCCUCAGAAAACCUCUUGCAGAAAAUAAAAGAUUUUUUUACAUCAAUACAAUGCUGUUGCUGUCUGAAACGGAAUAAACCUGAGUCAAACAGGUUUUACAAACCAGUUCUUCAACAACAUGAGAAAGAAGCUGCGCAGCAGUUUUUGCAGCAUGUCGAAGAAGAAAGUAAAAUGAUUGACAAUGAAUGUCUGGAAGCUUUGCGGACAUUAGCUGCUUCUGAAAACCCAAGUCUACAGCAAUCAGCUGCUCUCUAUUACCUACAUAUCAGUGAACAGUUGAAGAAUGAAUUGCCUGAUGAAUACCUGGAGCCAUAUUGUGAUUUGUUACGGUCCAAUGAUUUGGAAGUGCAGAGGAAGGCUUCUCUAUCACUGGUCAAUCUCUUAGUGGAGGGUAAUGUGAACAAAGAGACAGUGGUACAGGUUGGAUUGCUGGAGCCCAUACUUGAGCUGCUUCGUUCAGGAGAUGCCACUGUACAGUGCAACUCCUGUGCAUGUGUGGCCACCUUAGCUACUUCGGUUUUAAGAAGAAAUGCCAUUGCCUCUGAAGGGGGAAUUAAACCUCUCUUAGGUCUUGCAAAGUCAUAUGAUCCCAGAGUGCAGCAAAAUGCAGCAGGUGCCAUUCUCAACCUUACAAAAUCAGAAAAGACUCAACAUUUGCUGUGUAAGGAGGGAGCUCUGCCUGUUCUGAUCCUACACCUACAAUCCCCUGACUCCGAAGUCCAGUAUUACAGUUGUUCUGCAUUGACCAACAUCGCAUCCAACCCACUGCACCAUCCAAGUAUGCUUCGAAUAGGUGAUGGCAUUCUCCUCAAAAUGUUACAGGCUCUUAUGUCGUCCACUGUGGUAAAGGUCUGCUGUCAAGCAUGCUACUGCCUCCGGAACUUAUUCCUAAAUGCAGACACUCAAGAUGAUAUUGUGGCCAUGAACUUCUUGCCUCAGUUACAUGAAUUGUUGAAGUUCUCCAAUAAAAGUGUGAAUGAAGCAGCUCUUUCCGUUCUCAGCGUUCUAUCAGAGAAUCAUUCCAACACGGCUGUCAUUGUGUCUGAGAAUAUCUUAAAAACUUUGGGGAAGUUACUGUUAAUUUACAAAACAAGUCCUGGAAUCAGUAAUUAUGUUGCAAACAUAAUCCAAAAACUAGCCACGAGUGGGACUCAGCAGGCUAUUAUUGACAGUGGAUGUGUUGUGGUCCUGCUCCAGGUCCUGGGACUCCUCACAAUUCAUAACGAAACUUUGCUGUAUGUCACAGCUUGUAUUGCUCAGCUCACAAACAAUGAAAAAAUAAGAACACAAAUAAUACAGGAAUCAGAUGUAAAUGUAGCAGCUUACCUGUUGAUGCUCUCAAGUCAGUCCGGAAAUAUCGACCUCUCCUUCCAGGCUGCUUAUAUAAUCAGCCAACUUGGACAAGAUGAAAUGUUUACCUUGCUGUUGAGACCACACGUCAAGGAGAUUGUAGGUUACGUCUUACAUUUUCUCAAGCAUCAGGAAAUUAGAUUUCAACAUCUGGGCCUUUUAACUAUACGGAAUUUCAGAAAAGAUUCUCAUUUUGCAGCAGCGUUCAGCCAGAGGCAGUUGAUAGAGCAACUCAAUAAUGUUUCUCAGCAAACAGCAGAAAUGCAAGAACUACUUCAAGCUGUUUUAUACCAGAAUGAGGAAGACUAAACACAAGAUGAUUGAUGAUGUCACCUAAGAACUGUGUAUCAGGGGAAGUUAAAACUAAAAGAACACAAGAAAAGCAAAGAUACAUUUGUCAUGACCAGGUGAGGGGUGAUGUGCCCCUUUCUUUAAACCCACUGUCUGUCAGUCGUUAUAAAUACUUUUUGUUUCAGUUUUCA
Rhincodon typus (whale shark) is the source of this 2057-nucleotide messenger RNA. RefSeq names its product vacuolar protein 8-like. Gene Ontology annotation, biological process: nucleus-vacuole junction assembly. Lineage: Eukaryota; Metazoa; Chordata; Chondrichthyes; Orectolobiformes; Rhincodontidae. Bases 160 to 1884 code for a protein of 574 amino acids. The record is from RefSeq and is a predicted model, not a curated record. Gene Ontology annotation, molecular function: protein-membrane adaptor activity; protein binding. The transcript is spliced from 15 exons.